AUGGUUAAGGAGACUCGUUAUUACGACAUUCUCGGUGUUUCUCCUACAGCAACUUUAAGCGAGAUCAGAAAGAGUUACAAGAAAUUGGCCCUAAAGUACCAUCCUGACAAAAAUAGCAACGAUAAUGGGGAGAAGUUUAAAGAGAUAUCACAAGCCUUUGAGGUCCUCUCGGAUCCCAAAAAGCGGGAUAUUUAUGAUCAAGGUGGGGAGCAGGCGCUGAAGGAGGGCGGAGGUGGGGACUUUAACUUCCACAAUCCGUUUGACAUCUUUGACAUGUUCUUUGGCGGUGUUUCUCGCUCCCGCGGUCCAACCCGUGGUCGUGACACUGUGCAUCCACUGGCAGUUACUCUGGAAGAACUGUACAAUGGAUCGACCAGGAAAUUAUACGUUACCAGGAGCGUUAUGUGCCCCAAAUGCGGAGGUGUCGGUGGAAGACCUGGCUGUGCUAGGCCCUGCGAGACGUGCAAUGGAACAGGCGUUAAAGUGAGGCUGCGUCAGAUCGCGCCCGGUGUUGUACAACAAUCACAGACGAUCUGCGACGAGUGUAACGGUUCUAAAGAAUUUAUUGCCCCGAAGGACCGUUGUUCAAAUUGCUCCGGAAAUAAAGUUGUAAGAGAGAAGAAGCUUCUCUCUGUUGAAAUCGACAAAGGCAUGAUGGACAACCAAACCAUUCGGUUUGCUGGCGAGGGAGAUCGUGUGCCCGGAAUUGAACCUGGUGACAUAAUAUUCAGUCUCGACGAGCAGCCUCAUGAUAGAUUCCAGAGGAGAAAAAUGGAUCUCAUCUACACCAUGUUCAUCACAGUGGGCGAGGCUCUUGCAGGCUUUCGCCAUGUUAUAAAGACACUUGAUGAUCGGCAACUGGUGGUUGAAACAAAACCUGGAGAGAUCAUAAAGCCUAAUGAACUGCGUUGUAUUCCCAACGAGGGGAUGCCGCGAUAUAAAAAUCCGUUUGAGCGCGGGCGGCUGAUCAUCAAAUUCUUUGUUAACUUCCCAGACUCCCUAAGCCAGGAUAAGGUGGAGGCUUUGAGGAAGAUUCUCCCAUUUUCACCCCAUGAUGAAAUAGAUCCAGAUGCUGAAUAUUGUGAGCUUCAUCCUAUCGAGGAGUAUUCAAGUCCCACAAAUGAUCACCAAGAAGCCUACAUGGAAGAGGACACUGACGGUCCUCAGAGGGUGCAUUGUGGCACAGUAUAA
Hydatigera taeniaeformis is the source of this 1191-nucleotide messenger RNA. The record is from the annotation of a GenBank genome assembly. NCBI's taxonomy places the organism in Eukaryota, Metazoa, Platyhelminthes, Cestoda, Cyclophyllidea, Taeniidae.